This is a messenger RNA of Aegilops tauschii subsp. strangulata, 498 nucleotides long. RefSeq lists its product as uncharacterized. Lineage: Eukaryota; Viridiplantae; Streptophyta; Magnoliopsida; Poales; Poaceae. The record is from RefSeq and is a predicted model, not a curated record.
AUGGACGGCCUGGCCGAUGCCUCCAAGGUGCUCUGCGUCUACAAGAGUUUCGGCUGCGUGAGGUACGUUGACCAGCACUCGCUGGCAGAGCAUAGUUCCAGAUGCGCGCACGGGCCCUACUACUGCUAUGAGUGCACGCCAUCAUUUCAGGGCUCGCCGUCGAGCCUCGUGCGUCACCUCACGACACCGUCCGUCGAACACUACUGGCCCAUGGAGGUGAACAUCAAGUACGAGACGUGCUACCCAUUCGCUAAGCCAGAGUCGUUGGAGGAUCACCACCGCCUGCUAGUCGCGGAGGAGGAUGGCAGCGUCUUCCUCUUGGUCGUGGGCACCGACAAGGCCCGCGCAAGCCACCACCCCAUCUCUGUAGUGUGCGUCAGGGGCAACGCCGCUGACGCUGACAUGAGGCCGGUGUACGGGUGCGUGCUCACUGUUACUGCCCCUCAGAGGUACGUGGGUGCCCACCCCGGCUCCAUGACGCUGACUCGGACUGUGUGA